Messenger RNA from Verticillium dahliae VdLs.17, 2337 nucleotides. RefSeq lists its product as uncharacterized. Gene Ontology annotation, molecular function: DNA-binding transcription factor activity, RNA polymerase II-specific; DNA binding; zinc ion binding. The coding region runs from base 1 to 2337 and encodes 778 amino acids. Gene Ontology annotation, cellular component: nucleus. Gene Ontology annotation, biological process: regulation of DNA-templated transcription; DNA-templated transcription. The record is from RefSeq and is a predicted model, not a curated record. NCBI's taxonomy places the organism in Eukaryota, Fungi, Ascomycota, Sordariomycetes, Glomerellales, Plectosphaerellaceae. The transcript has 5 exons.
AUGGCCUCGACCCAGCCCUCGCUGCCGCAGCAGGCUUCAACAACCCCCUCUUCUACAGGAAGCGGCCGCAUGCCCCCGGAUCUCGUCCCGCCCCAGCAUUCACCCGCCGAGCCUCCGCUCGCCUGCCGCCAAUGUCGGGCCCGGAAGCGUCUCGACCUACCCUGCUCGUACGCCGGCGGUGCUAGCGCUGAACUCGAGGACCUUGAUGAGGACCUGCCCCAGGAAGAGCUCACCCAGGCCGGUACCAAGCGCCGUCGUAUACGCCGCGCGUGCGUCCCCUGUCGCUCGCACAAGGCCAAGUGCUCCGGCGCCCAGCCUUGCUCUCGCUGUGCCUCCAACAACCUGCAGUGCAUCUAUGGCGACGCCGAGCAGGGCCGUAGCCUGCCCAUCGGACACGGGACCACGUUGUCGUCGGGAUCAUCGUCGGCCGUCACCAGACAUCCAGCCGGACUUGUGACGAGUCCUAGUGCCGUCACCGAUGGACGCUCCGUGCCGACGCCCGGAAGCCGUGGCAGCUUCACGAGCGAGGCGGUGCGCUAUGAGGCCCUGCUCGACCGGCCGAGAGUCUUCGACCUCGACAGAAAGGACGUCAUUCGUCAGUGCCUGGAUGCCUACUUUGAAAAGACGGACCUCGUCGACUGCCCGUUCCUGCACAAGGCCUCGCUGAUGGCUGACUGGAACCAAGGCAAGCUCGACAACGAGCUGCUCAAGGCCGUCUGCGCUGCGGGUCUACGGCUCAUAGGACCGGCGCAGGAGGAUGACGACUCGGUGCCCCAUGCCUGGAUGCGGGAGGUGCGCAAGGGCAUGCUGACGAACCUGGGGACGACGACCGUCGCUGAGCUGCAGACCAUGGUGCUGUACAUCAAGUUUGGCUUCACGUCGCAGUUCACCGAGGAUGUCUGGACGUUGCUGUCCGUCGCGGCGCGCAUGGCCUUCACGAAGCGGCUCAACUAUGAGCGACCGUCUGUCGAGCCUGUGCGGCGAGAGUGUCUGCGACGUCUGAUGUGGGGGAUCUAUUUUCUCGACAAGAUCUUCUCGAGUGGCAUCGAAGACUUGGCCGUGUGCCCGACACACCGACUGCACAUUAGGCUGCCGAGCAACGACUACUACUUCCAGCGAGGGCUUGCAUCAAGGUCGCAGUACCUGCACGAGAAGGGGGAUAGCUCCGGUGCCGACAUGGAUGCUAUUGCGUAUCGCAUGAGGUUGAUGGAUCUACGGGACAGGAUACUGAGAUACACGAAACGGGUUAUUCGAAGUGGCACCAGCCCUUCCAACACCAAAGACGAGCUCCUGUCCCUCGACCGCGAGCUGCAAACCUUCAGAGAGAGCCUCCCCGAAGAAUUGCAGCUCACACCAAGCCGGCUCAUGUUCAUGUGCCACUCGCGCGACUCGACAGCCUACAUCAUCCUGCACUCAACGCUCAUUCUGUGUCGGUGCGACCUGCAUCGGUUCCUCGUGCCGGGGAUGAAGGAGACGGUCUCGCCGGAGGCCAUGGCUGCCACAUCGCAGGAGUACAUUGCCUACUGCCAACAAACGUGCAUUGACAGCGCCGUCAAGCUCUGUGACAUGUGGUCGCAGGUGUACCACCUUGACGCCCACCGCCUGAUCGACAGCCCGACGCUCACCAUCACGCUGUAUCAAUGCGUCAAGGUCGUGGAGCAUGCGUACUGGCUGCUGCCGCAGCAUGGCGAGCACAGCCUUGUGAGCAUCAAAGGCAAGCUAAUGGAGGCGCUGUGCAUGGCGAGGCGCAUCCAGGAGACAUAUGCCUGGCUCCGGCCUUGCAUUGCCGACAUACAGAGACUUGUGCCGACGUUGGGCUUGCGCGGCCGCCCAUCAGUCUCACCCCCCGGCGGCCCCAACGAUCGACAGGUACACUUCCACUCAAAGUAUGUCUUCGCCCCCGAUAAGAUCGAUCCGGCCGACGACCCUGUCGAUUCGACCUCGCCCGAAUCUCGUGCUGCGGAUCCGACACCCUCAUUCGAUGCAGAGCUCCCGCCGCCUCAACAGCCGCUGCCACCGCCGCCGCCGCCCCAGCAACAGCAGCAGCAGCAGACUCCUUCGCAAACGAGUGCCAACUGGCACCCGUUGAAUACGCCCAACAUGCCACCGCCGCCCCAACAGUACGGCACGCCGUUUGCCGGCGGUUACACCCCGCAGGACGACGGCGGCAUGCACUACGGGUCAGUUCACGUCGUGCCGACGCACCAGGCCAACGCCGCGGGUUUGGCUGUGCCUUUUGAAGACCCAGACAUCAUGAUGCCGCUGGAUCCAUUCGAUCUGCAGCUGAAUGCGUAUACUGAUUACGACUUUCCUUCUGUGUUUGGUGGAUUGGAUUAA